AAUAAAAGUAUCAUAUUCUGAAUCACGAUCAACAGCUGAGUCGACUAAUGUACAUUUCUAUACUACCUGACUACUUUAAUUUUUCUAAAUUUCGCGUUGAAAAAUUACUGAGAUUUUCACCCAAAACUGAAAACCAACCAAAAAUUUCGAAAUACACAUUAAUCAACUCAGUUUUUGAUCAUGAUUCAGAAUAUGAUACUUUUAUUGCAUAAAAGUUGAAUUCUAAUGGAGAAAAUUCCAAAUUAGGAUUCUGACUUUUUUGCCUGUGAGUUAGAAAAAAUGACUUUUCUCAGCAAUGAAAAGGAAUUUUUACAAAAGCGAUACGUACUUUUGUUACCCGUGAAAAGGCGAAUCGAAUAGUAUUCAUCGAAAUGUGGCUCUAUCUUUCGCCAGAGAAAACUAGAUAGCUUUAUGAAAUAAGUUGACGCUCUUCAAGGGAUCCUCAACUCUGAAAUUUUUAUUGGCCAUGUCGAGGCUUAGUUUUAUACACUGAAUAGGAAAAAGUAAGUUUGGUAGCGUCAGAAUGGAGCUGAACCAAAAUAUUCAAAGUUUUCUUACUAAAACGGUUUUACGAACUUUAAGAUCCUUCCAGUAUUUUCAAAUUUUUACCGUGAUAAAUCGUCUGUUCCGAACUAAAAUCUAGUUAUUCUUGAUCAGCUCUGUCGAAUGAUGUAUAAAUAGGACGUAAUAAAAAUAGUGCUCCAAUUUUGAAUUACGCAUGCCUUAAUAGAAAAGCACACACUUUAUUUUUAGAAAUAAAGAGAAAUUUCGUGUUUAUGUUGUAUUACCAUUAUUGCCUGGCUUCUCUACUCAAAAGGCUGUCGAAGCGGUAUUGUAUUUUACAAUGAGAUCGAUAUCAAAAGGAGAGAACUCUCUGUGUAGUAGAUUAGAACGGGCGGGUGUUAAAGUAGACGAUUAUAUAACAUUUUAUGGAAUGCGUGGCAACGAUAUUCUCAUGGGAAAACUGGUUACGGAAAUCAUUUAUGUUCAUUCAAAACUGAUGAUUAUUGAUGAUCUCUGGUGUAUAUGUGGUUCUGCCAAUAUUAACGAUCGAUCAUUGGUUGGUACACGAGAUAGCGAAAUAGCCAUUGUUAUUCAGGAUAUUGAUUUCGAGCAAGGUAUUCAACAUGAAAAUCCGGAAAAUAUUGAUAUUACUGAUCCUGUAUCAGAUAAAUUUUAUACAUUCUUUCGUGAAACAGCGCAUAAGAACACACUUAUCUACGAGGAGGUAUUUGCAACGGUACCAAGUGAUCGCAUCCGAGAUUUGAUCAAAGAUGAAAACUAUAGGACUGCACCAAAACUUGUUGAUACCGAUCCGGAGAGAGCUCAUGCACGAUUGAAAGAAAUCAGAGGCUUAGUUGUGGACAUUCCUUUGUAUUUUCGUCAUGACGAAAAUUAUAUGCCAUCGGCGACAACGAAGGAAGGCAUGGUCCCAGACAUUAUAUGGACAUGA
Molecule: messenger RNA, 1453 nt
Organism: Didymodactylos carnosus
Lineage: Eukaryota; Metazoa; Rotifera; Eurotatoria; Philodinida; Philodinidae
Source: the annotation of a GenBank genome assembly